Messenger RNA from Carassius gibelio (silver crucian carp), 2005 nucleotides. Its product is annotated as ubiquitin-associated protein 1-like. Gene Ontology annotation, cellular component: ESCRT I complex. Gene Ontology annotation, molecular function: ubiquitin binding. The transcript is spliced from 7 exons. Lineage: Eukaryota; Metazoa; Chordata; Actinopteri; Cypriniformes; Cyprinidae. Bases 337 to 1533 code for a protein of 398 amino acids. The record is from RefSeq and is a predicted model, not a curated record. Gene Ontology annotation, biological process: ubiquitin-dependent protein catabolic process via the multivesicular body sorting pathway.
ACAGAGAGUUUACAGACACAUCGCCUUCGAGCUAAUAUAACGCACAGAAUUGUAUGUAUCUGAUUACAUAUUAUUAGCUACAGUGUUCCUGUAGCUCAAUUGGCAGAGGAAACACGGGAACACAUGAUAGGAUAUGGAAGGAUAAUUGAGUGAGUCAGUGUAUAAUCCUGAUUGUGUGUGUGUGUAUAAGCCUGUGUUGAUUCACAUGAGGACAUUAUGCUUCUGUUAUUAUGAACAUGUGAAGCUUAUUAGCAUUGUCUGACACUUUACAACCAAGGAACAAUACGCAUACACACACUUCUUUCAGCUGAGAGACACUACCAAAACUACUGCAGAAUGUGUAGUCUGGAUGAAGUGCCAUUUAAAGUUUCUCUGGACUCAGUGGAGAUACAGAUGGGUCAGAAAGAGCCGGCCACAGCUCCUGAACUUACCAUCCCAGACUGUGCUCAAAUACUGCGUGAUACAAAGUAUUCAUUCACUCUGGAGAAAAAGAUCCUGGCCGCAUGGGAAGAACAGCAGCGGAAGAACAGGAAAGCCAAAAAAACACCCCAGAGUGUGUGUCCCACCUGCCCGCCAUAUUGGCUGAUGUUCAGCAGCCCGCAGCAGAACCGCAGGGUGUGCCUCAGAAACGCAGAAUUAUGGGAACUGGGCCCUCGCCCUCGCAGCUUAAGCCUCAGUGCUGCUGACUCGCGUAAGCUCCGCCCACUUCGGGCGGUCCAGUUCCUCAUUGCCGACGAGGACUUCGAGGGCGGCUACGGUGAAGACAACGAGAGCUCGUCUGAGGAUGAUACUGUUCGAAGCAAAGGGAGACCGAAGAGUUCCGGCCAACAGUGCUCGUGGAUUUCCACCUGUCACACCCAGCGAGACUCCACCCCUCACCCCGCCCCUUCUAGCAUGCCCCACAAGGCCCGGCCAAGCUCCGCCUCCUCUGUAAAAGACAUACGUAGGCCCAUCCCCCCUGGCCUCAGCCAGACGCCACAGGGCAGCCCUCACAGCUCCAGAGCCCCCCGUAGGAAACCCGCUGUAACGAGAAGCAGCGGGCGACGAAACUCACACUCCCUUCUACAACAGAGACCCUCAUCUGCAGGACCAGUGCCCUCCGCCAGGCUUCAGAAAACAUCCUCACAUGGUGUGCGUCCGAGGACGUCCGCAGGGCUACAGGACGCUGCAGCAGAUCUGCUGUGUGCUUUGAGUCAGGAGGAAAGAGAUCUUCUUGAAGCUGUUACACAACACGGAUACACACUGCACACUGCCAUACUAGCACUGCAGAAGACAGGGCCCAAGAAUCCUGAUCAGGUUUUGAGUUACCUGAUGUCAUGUGACCGUCUCUGUCGGCUGGGUUUUGAGAAGACUCAGGUGGAAGAAGCUUUGGAGAUGUUCCAGAACUGUGAGACCAAGGCUUCAGAGUUCCUGUUUCUGCUGGCUCAGUUCUGUGAGAUGGGUUUCCAGCAGAGCACCAUCAAAGAAGUUCUACUGGUGCAUGAGAACCAUAAAGAGAGAGCCCUGGAGGAGCUUAUGACCCGCAGUGGCUGAGAACACACAAUAAUCCACUGCUAUAUGAGCUUAUGAAUCAGUCUUCAUCUCUAUUAAUGCAUUAAUAAAUAUUUAUCUUCAGCUCCAUGAAUUAAUGUAUAAAUACUAACAAAUCUUUCAGGAUGAAUGUAUCAUUUGCAGCUUUUAUAGUUCAGACAUGUCUUUCAGUUUCUCAUGCAGAAAAGCUGCAGCAGAUCUGACUUUUAGAUUAAUAACCUCUCCAUGAAAGAACUGAAGAUCAGUUUUACUGACAGAAAGGACUUUAAUUAAUGUUUCAUUUAUUAUGCAUCUGUUAUUUAGUUUCAGGACUAUUUCCUGAUGUUUGGAAUUUAAUAAGAGGUUCAGUUUUGCAUAACCAUUGUCAAACAGUAUCACCUCUUUUUAAACUCUUUAAAACUUUAGUUAUUGGUAUGUAGCAUCAAAAGUCAUGUAAAAGAACAAAAAAAUAAUAAUAAACCUGAUCUCUGAUUGA